CUGAGGCGUCUCUUCUGCGCCUGCGCACUAAGGUCUCCAUGUUGGUUAGUAAAUAAAGGAUCGUGCUGCAGCGUUUAUGGCUGGCUUUGUCUUUUAGCUAAUAUUUUAGCUUUUGUAAAAGAAACUCUGGGUUAUAGGGGGUUUGUAAGCGAUGGGGAAACGGUAUUAUUGUGAUUACUGUGACCGUAGCUUUCAGGAUACACUGCACAACAGGAAGAAACACCUAAACGGAGUUCAGCACCAAAGAGCUAAGAAAGCCUGGCUGGAUAACUUCAGAGAUACUGCUGCAAUUCUACAAGAUGAGAGAGCAAAGCCACCAUGCAGGAAGUUUCUGCAGACAGGCGCAUGUGUGUUUGGCCAUAACUGCCUGUAUUCACAUUUGUCUGAAAUGGACAUAAAGGCUUUGGAACAACAGAUUGAAGAGGAAAAAUGGCAGAAGAUGAUGCCCGGUGAUAAACACUCUGAACCUUCAGUGGAGGAGUGGCUUUCCAGAAGAGAAAAGAAAAAGGCUGCCAUGACAUCAGGAAGUGUUUUAAAAAUGGAGGAGGAAGAAGCAGCUGAGAAUAGUGAUGUGCCAUUAUUUUUGCGAUCCAUCCCUGAUCUGCCACCAUCACUUCUUCCUCCACACCCUGGAGGAUGGAGAGCGAGCGUCCACAGUGACUGGGGUUGAAAUUGAAUUUGCACAGAUUCUAUAAAUGUUUGUAUAGAUUUUUUUCUUUCUUUUUGUUUCCCCUAUUUCAGAGUCUUUUUAGAUUGUACUUGGAAUGUUACCUUAAAAUGUAAUGAUGGCUGGAACCAGAUUUAAAAAAAAAGAAAAUUAAAAAAGCAAGAGGCAAAAAAGCUGGAGAGUGUUAUUUGCAGAUGUGGGUAGUAACAUUUACUUAACUAGAUUUAGAGCCUUUAAACAAGUUUAUGGUAACUGAAUUGUUCAAUGUCAGUCUAUUGUUUCAUUUGAUUAAUUCAUUUUGACUAGUUCUUUCUUUAAUGUAUAAAAAAAAUUGUAGGAGGCAAUAUUUAACCAUGGUAAAAUAGUUAUUACAGUGUGAGGCAUACAGAUAUUUUAAAUAAAGAAAAGCCACUUUUCAGCUGAACCAUGGCCAGUGUAUUGUUAGGAACUUUAAUUCUAUAAAUAUGUUUAUAUAGAUGUUUAGGGAUGUUAGUUGUAGGUUCAGUUUAGUAUUGUACAGGCCGUUUAUGUAGAAGUGUGUUCAUUGUAUCACUGUAAUUGUCAGUGAUUUACAGUAUCUACCGGUUAUGUUUGUUUUAUUAAUUUAUUUAAUAAUUAAAAGCAGACCAUGAACAUCACCAGUUUAAUUCAGCUGCUCACAUGAUACAUUUACAUGUAACAUCAGCACAUUUCAGCACAUCAUUAUUUCUCAGGAUACUGUUGCUAUAUUGAUGCAGUUCACAUACAUGAGAUGUACAUGGUGUUACAACACAGUAAUACUAUAUUACAUGUAGUAAAAUGAACUAGCUUCGGUGAACAGUAUGGGGCUACAGAACAUACCACGCCAUUCGUGCCAUGUAGCAUGGAUGCUAUAAAAUUGUUGAAGUGAAAUUUUGAAGAUAUAUUACAUUUACAACAAUCUGUCAAAAAUAUUGGUUUACAGUUUAAACAAAACAAAGUUGCCAUUAUUUUUUUUUUUAAAUAUAUUAUUCCCUAGAGAGGCAUCCAAAAACCCUGCCCCACCCUGAGAAGUGAAAAAAUAAGCAUGUCUAAAUAAUAUUGCUCAUAUUGAUGAGUAAAUAAAACUCUAUUAAAAUACUACGGUUAUAGCUGAACUUUGGGAAUUGAACUCGUAUGAUAU
This is a messenger RNA of Astyanax mexicanus (Mexican tetra), 1808 nucleotides long. RefSeq names its product zinc finger, matrin-type 5 (gene zmat5). The transcript is spliced from 5 exons. The record is from RefSeq and is a predicted model, not a curated record. The coding region runs from base 152 to 670 and encodes 172 amino acids. Gene Ontology annotation, molecular function: zinc ion binding. NCBI's taxonomy places the organism in Eukaryota, Metazoa, Chordata, Actinopteri, Characiformes, Acestrorhamphidae. Gene Ontology annotation, cellular component: U12-type spliceosomal complex.